Molecule: messenger RNA, 3833 nt
Organism: Cynoglossus semilaevis (tongue sole)
Lineage: Eukaryota; Metazoa; Chordata; Actinopteri; Pleuronectiformes; Cynoglossidae
Product: sodium/potassium/calcium exchanger 3-like
Exons: 17
Coding region: 936-2843 (635 amino acids)
Biological process (GO): intracellular calcium ion homeostasis; calcium ion transmembrane transport
Cellular component (GO): plasma membrane
Molecular function (GO): calcium channel activity; calcium, potassium:sodium antiporter activity
Source: RefSeq, a predicted model, not a curated record
AAGUUCCUGCUGGAAAAAGACCAAAAUAAACAAAACAAUUACAAAGUCUGUGCAGUUCAUCCGUGGCAGAUUUCAUCAGAGGUGUGAGGGGCAGAGAAGAAGCCAUUGCGUCACAUCAAAGAGGACAGACACAAUGGCUUUUUUUUUUUGUAUUAUUUUCUGCAUGGUUUGAUGUGCUAAUGUGAAGCAGAACAAGGUUACAACGAGUUUUAAUAAAGAUAAAGCACAUAAAUGUUGCACAUUUUAAAUUAAUUAAUGUUCUUUGUCAAUAAGGAAGCGGUCAACGUUUUCACAGGGAAGAAAACAAACCUACAGCAGGGUUAGCUGCUGUAGCUACUACUACUACUACAAAAUAACAACAACAACAAAAAUAAAAAAUUAGAAAAAAAAUAACCUGAGAAUUCCUUAAUGCACAUCAUUUCGUUUAUAACGUUUUAUCAUUUGCUAAAAUGAGAUUAAAAUCUUGAAAGUCGAGUAAUAAUGUCUUUACAUCUUAGAAAAAAUACAACUUACACGUAUACAAGAUAUUUAAGAAGAUAUAAUUGAUAAUAAACAAAAUUCUGUUCUUAAAAUAUAGGAAUAUCGAACGAUAAACAAACUAAUAUAAUCACAAAUGGAAAAGUAUAAAGUACGCGUUUAUCAACCCUUUCAGGAGUUAAUGAUUCUUUCACAUUUAAAAUAGUCAUCACUCGCGAUUCAAAAUGGCAAACGUUUAGUCUUAUUUUGAAAAUCAACACCGGAAAUCCCCUACGACAAUCUUGUGGUUUACUGGACAAACACAUUGCCAAGCAAUGGGUGGUAUUUGCCAUAAGGCUACGCGGCGCUGCUAAGUCUUUGGUGCCUUCCAGGGCUUCUUUGACAUUUGCGGCUACAGAACGGACUCGCUCCCUAACGACCGUGCAAUUUGCGCGCCGUGGCUUUCUUAUUUUGACGGGAUGACAGAGACAGCGGAUGGAGGAGGAAGAAGACGGAUGUUGGACUGGCGGGGGCAAAGACGGAGGAAGCGAAAGGAAUCGUUUGGCUUCCAGAUGUGCUACACGGGGGCGGUGCUGGGGUUGGUGGCAGGGCUCCAGGCUGUGGUACAGAGAGCAGGAUCCCAAUCUUCCAUGGCUGUAGAGAAGGCAACGUGGAGGAAUCGCCAGCUUUUACAAGACGUCUACGACAACGUGUCCAAUUUUUAUUCGGAGCCAGAGAAAAACUGCACUGACCCAGCCAUACACGAGUUUCCCAGGGAUUACUUUACCAACAAAGAGCGAGCUGAAGGAGCUGUGGGCCUGCAUGCGCUGUGUGCCGUCUACAUGUUCUACGCCCUGGCCAUUGUGUGCGAUGACUACUUCGUCCCUUCUCUCGAGAAGAUAUGCGAGAAUCUUCAUUUGAGCGAAGAUGUUGCCGGAGCAACUUUCAUGGCAGCAGGUAGCUCUGCUCCCGAGCUGUUCACUUCUGUCAUUGGGGUGUUCAUCACCAAAGGCGAUGUUGGGGUGGGCACCAUUGUGGGCUCAGCAGUCUUCAACAUCCUGUGUAUCAUUGGAGUUUGUGGGAUUUUCUCUGUUCAGACAAUCCAUCUGUCCUGCUGGCCUCUGCUGAGAGACUCCUCGUACUACACUCUAUCUAUCACCGCACUCAUUGUGUUUAUAUAUGAUGAAAAAGUUGUUUGGUGGGAGGCUCUGACACUGAUUCUGAUGUACUUCGUCUACAUCCUGAUAAUGAAGAUGAACUCCUGCAUAGUUAAUUUCAUUGAAAAGAGAAAGGAAAAGUCCUCCAGCAGAAAAGCACGGCCCAGUAACGCUGUCCUGGAUGAUGGCUGCGAUGCCGCAGCUGUGCUACUGAAGAAAGCAAACAACAGGAAGCCCUCGGUCAUAAUGGUGGACGAGCUGUUGUCAACGUACCCACACCAGCUGUCUUUCUCCGAUGUGGGGAUGAGGAUCAUGAUGACCAGUCACUUCUCCCCCAGAACCCGCCUCACCAUGGCAUCACGGAUGCUCAUCACUGAGAGGCAGCGUCUUAUCAGCACAAAGACCUGGGACAAUGGCGACUCUGACGUUCCGGUACGAGGGAGGAACAGUUGGAGCUUAGAAAAUGGACUGUCCAGUGGAACAAGGGGUUUCAGUCACUGCAAUGACCAAGAGGUGGGCAACGAAACAGAGAACGACGACAACGACGGGGAAGAGGAGACUUCUGGAGACGGACCGUUUAUACCUUUCCAGUGUCCAGCUGGUGUAUGCAACAAACUCAAAUGGCUUCUGUCGUGGCCCCUGUGUCUGCUGCUCUACUACACUGUCCCCAACUGCUCCAAGCCUGAGUGGGAGAAAUGGUUUAUGCUGUCCUUCAUCGCAUCCACACUAUGGAUCGCAGCCUUUUCCUACGUUAUGGUCUGGAUGGUCGCAGUUAUAGGCUUCACAUUUGGGAUUCCUGAUGUCAUCAUGGGGAUCACCUUCUUGGCAGCUGGCACCAGUGUUCCUGACUGCAUUGCAAGCCUCCUGGUGGCGAGGCAGGGAAUGGGAGACAUGGCUGUGUCCAACUCCAUAGGCAGCAACGUCUUUGACAUCUUGGUGGGGCUUGGUCUGCCCUGGGCUCUGAAGACACUGGCUAUCAGCUAUGGCUCAGAUGUCAAACUCAACAGCAAAGGUCUGAUCUUCUCAGUGGGCCUUCUCCCACCACCCCUGACCACUCCGCCACCUGUCCUGUCUUUGCAGGUUCUUGGAGUUCACUUAAACAAAUGGGUGUUGGACAAACGCCUGGGUCUCACCUGUCUGCUCUUCUACUCCGUCUUUCUUUGCUUCUCCUGUCUCAUUGAGUACAACAUCUUCUUUUUCGUCAACCUACCGACGUGUCGGGAUGACUGAAAUGACUAAGCACAAACACACACAGACACACACACAGACACACGGUCAGUCAGAAUUGAUGAGUGAAGUGUGAGUCGAAUUCUUCGCAGCAUGGAACUGCUUUGGCUUUGGCUAACUACCAACCAAUGAAGUACUACUCUGUUAGUGACGAGGCUUGUACUUCACUGUCGUUAUGGGGUUGCUGUAUUUAUUAUUUUUCUAUUUGUUUUUCUUUGUCAUUUCUUUAUUAAUUGAUUUUCUUGCAUAUGAUAACGUUUUCAUUUUCUCCGAUACUGAUACUGAUACUACAACUUGGAGUGACAGCCGAUACCGAUACGAUGUCGCGCAAAGUUCUGUUGAGCAUUUAGAGUUAGCAUCAGAUCUCAGAUCAGACUGGCUGUAGUUGUUUGUUUUGUUUUUUUUUUGAUACCCGAUUCUGAAAUUUUGAGUGUUGGAUGGAGCCAUCUUUAUUACAAAAGAUGAUCAGAACUAAUUUAAUAUUUAUUGACUUUUGUGAUGUUUGCUUUGCACAGUCUUAAUAACAACUUUAGUUUGGAGUUGGUUGAUAUAGAUAAUGAAGAAAUUGUUGUUUUUUUCCCCCAAAACAAAAAAAAAAGAAGAAAGAUUUUGGCAACAGAUGUUGCCCCCUAAUGGAGAGUUUUAUCACUCGCACACUCAAGUCUUUUUCUAGAAUUAGUUUGUUACAGUGUCUUGCAAAUACAGAGUAGACAGAUUAGAGCACAAAGUGUGUGUGGUGACUUUAGGAAUAAUAACUAUUUGAAAAAAAAAAAUGUAAUCAGUAUUUUUUUUUAUUAAUUACUAGACAUCGCAGGCGACCCCAUGUGGGGCUGCGAUCCCGAGGUUGAAAAACACUGGGUUUGAGGGUAGUUGGUAUACUGGACGGCAGCGGUCCCUAACCUUUUUUUGUACCAAGGACUGGUCAGCCGGUAUCAGCUGUUACUGCGGACCGGUAAUACCGUAGUAAGAUCAUUAAAUUUUCAAAAUAAAACA